Molecule: messenger RNA, 1211 nt
Organism: Meloidogyne enterolobii
Lineage: Eukaryota; Metazoa; Nematoda; Chromadorea; Rhabditida; Meloidogynidae
Source: the annotation of a GenBank genome assembly
UUUUUUAAAAAGCUUUUUUUCAUAAUUUUAUUUUUCCAUAAAUUUUUCCCCAUUUUUAGACCUCCAUUUACUCCUUCCAAUUCUUUAUUGCCCGCAUCUCCACCAAUUAUUAGAGUUACUCCAGCAAUACCUCAAAUUUUUGAAUAUUCUUCUAGAGAAGCUAAUCAACCCAAAAUAAAUUCUCCAAAGGUUGAAGAAGAAGAGAAGGUGGAAGAAUUACAACAACAAGAAGACGAUACAUCUACCAACCUUAACAACAACGAAAAAGAAACAGAACAACAACAACAAACUCAAUCAACAACCUCUACCCAAACAGAAAUGCCUCGUCCUCGUCCCCAACCAUUUCCUUUUAUUGCAAGUCGAAGGCGUGCAUCUACAGCUAGUCACAAUGCUUUACCCUCUUCCUACUCUUUUAAUUUUGGUUCAAAUCUUCCAGGGAAUCGGCAUUCUUUGCCUAGAUUGAGUAUUACAUCUUUGGGUUCUGUAGCUAAGACUUUCAGCGGUCUAGCAGCAUUUAUCGUUCCCGAAGAACAAUCAGACAAAGAACGUUUUCGAGAAUUAAGAAUCGCAAGUCAAAGACGUGCAUCUUUAGCAAUUAGUAGAGGCAAAAAUGGGGGGACUCCAACACCAAUAAAUGAUAAUUCGAGUAAAGAUUCAAGCAGAAAUUCAAUUAAACACAACGAAGAUGACGAGGAUAAAACAUCAAGUGAAUGUUCUGAUAGAAGUCGAAUGCCAAAUUUGUAUCGAGAAAGGUAGCCAGUUUUUUUAAAAAUUAUUGUAUUACCCGUUAGGACUGGCGGUAAGGGAGAGGAACUUAUAGCGGCAGUCUACUACUAGCGGGGGUUAACACAUAUGGGAACUGAGAUACUUAUCUUAUCACACCUUAGGACCUGAGAUCUCUGUCUUACCACACCCUAUUACUGAGAGCAGCCUAUUACUUUUAUCACUUCUAACAACGGAUAUUUCUGUCUUCUCUCACAGCCAAAGUCACACACUCUCUAGCUUAUCAUACCUUAGGUCACAUAUAAUCUCUUUCUUAUUACGCUUCUAUCUUAUACCAAAUCCAAAUAAUAAUUAAGGGAUUGCUUAGGGAAGUUAUUAGGGAAGGGAUAAUUAGGGAAGGGAUAAGGUUGUUUAUAUAAGGGGCAUUCCUUUCUUCUCCCCUUCUGUUGUGAUAAGUAGGAGAUUAGAAAAUUUGAGAGGGGAUAAGU